Notodromas monacha is the source of this 4497-nucleotide messenger RNA. Lineage: Eukaryota; Metazoa; Arthropoda; Ostracoda; Podocopida; Cyprididae. The record is from the annotation of a GenBank genome assembly.
AUGCUGAAGCAUUCUUCGAAACUCGUCGGCGCGGCUACUCAAGUCUCCAGGGGCCUCUCCACAUCAUGCAAGCGUGAUGCGAAAGUGGCCGUUAUGGGUGCCAGUGGAGGAAUCGGCCAACCGUUGUCCCUUCUUCUGAAGCAAUGCCCUCUCAUCACACAAUUGAACUUGUAUGAUAUCGUCCACACACCCGGAGUUGCUUCCGAUCUAAGCCAUAUGGACACCAAGGCCACUGUGAAAGGAUUUAAGGGCGCUUCAGAACUCGAGGCUUCUGUUGCUGGUUGCGACAUUGUGAUUAUUCCCGCCGGGGUGCCAAGGAAGCCUGGAAUGACGCGGGAUGAUCUUUUCAAUACGAAUGCCUCGAUUGUUCGUGAUCUUGCUCUGGCCUGUGCGAGGAAAUGCCCACAAGCCCUGAUUGGAAUCAUUUCCAAUCCAGUGAAUAGUACUGUGCCGAUUGCAUCGGAAGUAUUGAAGAAAGCCGGUGUUUACGACCCGAAACGAGUUUUCGGUAUUACAACGCUCGAUAUCGUUCGAGCAAAUGCUUUUGUCGCUGAAUUGAAAGGUCUUGACCCGCAAGACGUUAAUGUUCCGGUUAUUGGUGGCCACGCUGGCAUUACCAUCAUUCCCUUGCUUUCACAAGCCACACCCAAGGUGUCUUUCCCCGAGGAUCAACUGAAGGCCCUCACUGGUCGAAUUCAGGAAGCCGGAACUGAGGUGGUGAAGGCAAAGGAUGGCGCCGGUUCGGCGACUCUUUCGAUGGCGUACGCUGGAGCACGGUUUGCGAUUUCUCUCGUGAAGGCACUCAGAGGCGAACAAGGAGUUGUUGAAUGCGCAUACGUCAAAUCUGAUGUUACUGAUGCCCCGUAUUUCUCUACUCCUCUUCUCCUUGGUAAAAAUGGAAUUGAGAAAAACCUUGGACUGGGGAAACUCUCCGCUUAUGAAGAGGAACUGUUGGCCAAGUCAAUCCCAGAACUGAAGAAAAGCGCAGAAAAGGGCGUGAACUUCGUGAACAAGUCCCUGAAGUUUGUCGAUCAGUUUGUUUUGAUUUCCCGCCGCAAAAUGACGGAAUCAAAAUCAAUGACUGCGGAUGAAAUCCGGAAAGCAUUUUUGGAUUACUUUAAAAAUGUCCGGAAACAUACUUAUGUUCACUCCUCAUCCACGAUUCCUUUGGACGAUCCUACGUUGCUAUUUGCCAAUGCCGGGAUGAAUCAGUUCAAACCGAUUUUCCUUGGAACGGCUGAUCCUGGAAGUGAUAUGGCGAAGUGGAUUCGAACGUGUAAUACCCAGAAGUGCAUCCGUGCUGGAGGAAAACACAAUGAUCUGGAUGAUGUCGGGAAAGACGUGUAUCAUCACACGUUUUUCGAAAUGCUCGGGAACUGGUCUUUCGGUGAUUACUUCAAGAAAGAAAUUUGCGCCUGGGCGUGGGAGUUGCUCACUGACGUCUUCAAGCUUCCAAAAGAUAGGCUUUACGUUACAUACUUCGGAGGUCAUCCAGCUCUCGGUCUCGAACCUGACAACGAAUGUCGUCAGAUUUGGCUUGAUUUAGGGCUAAGUGAAGACCGAAUACUUCCAUUUGGAAUGAAGGAUAACUUUUGGGAAAUGGGAGAAACUGGACCUUGUGGCCCGUGUUCCGAGAUACAUUUCGAUCGAAUCGGAGGAAGAAAUGCCGCUCAUCUAGUGAAUCUGGAUGAUCCAGACGUGCUCGAAGUUUGGAAUCUGGUCUUCAUUCAGUUCAAUCGAGAAUCCGCUACUGAGCUGAAAUUAUUGCCGAAGAAGCACAUUGACUGUGGACUCGGGUUUGAGCGACUUGUGUCGGUUCUGCAAGGAAAGCGUUCCAAUUACGAUACUGACGUGUUUAUGCCGAUUUUUGAUGCUAUUGAAAAGGCUACCGGGUGUCGAAAGUAUUCGGGGAGAGUCGGAGAAGAGGAUGACGAUGGCGUGGACAUGGCGUACAGGGUGGUGGCAGAUCACGCAAGAACAUUGACCAUUGCUUUGGCUGAUGGAGGUCGACCGGAUUCCACCGGAAGAGGAUAUGUUUUGAGGAGAAUUCUGCGUCGUGCCGUGCGAUUCGCCUCGGAAAUUCUGAAAGCGAAACCUGGAACAUUCUCUACGUUGGUUCCUGUUGUUGUGGACCUGCUGGGUGAAACCUUUCCUGAGUUGAAGAAAGAUCCCGACACGACCAUGGAAAUCAUCAACGAAGAAGAGGAGCAGUUCCUCAAGACCCUGUCCCGCGGUCAGCGUUUGCUGGCCCAAACCAUCUCCAAACUCGGCUCCAACAAAGUCCUGCCCGGGGAAGUCGCCUGGAAACUUUACGACACCUACGGCUUUCCCCUGGAUCUCACUCAACUCAUGGCUGAAGAGCACGGUCUACGAGUCGACGACGUUACGUACGAGAAUUGCAAGAAGCAAGCUCAGUUGGCGUCUCAGGCCAAAGGUCCCGGCGGAACCGACUUGGUGUCCCUGGACGUGCACGCCAUUGCCAAGCUGAAGGACAUGGGUGUCCAAGUGACUGACGACUCUGCCAAGUAUGCCUACAAGGCCACUUCGGAGUCCCCAGACGCUGAGUACGAGUUUGAUACGAUCGACGGGACAGUUGUUGCGAUUCGUCUAGGCAAGGACUUCGUUGAAUCAGUCUCGGAAGCUGACGGAAUGUUUGGCAUCGUGCUGGACAAGACUGCUUUCUAUUCGGAAGCCGGAGGACAGAUCUUCGACACUGGCUACAUGGUCAAAGUGGGCGAUGAUGAGACGGAGUUUUGCGUGGAGAAUGUGCAGAUGCGAGGCGGGUAUGCGUUGCACAUUGGGAAAUUGGCGGGAAGCAGCAAGGUGUGCGUGGGAGAUAAGUUGCAGUUAUUUUUGGAUGGGCAGAGGCGGAAGUUGGUGAUGAAUAAUCACACUGGAACUCACGUCUUGAAUUUCGCCUUGAGGAAAGUCCUGGGAACUGAAGCGGAUCAACGAGGCUCACUCGUUGCUCCCGAUCGACUGCGUUUUGAUUUCACCAACAAAGGUGCGAUGAGUGUGAAGCAAGUCGAGGACGCUGAGAAGGCAGCGCAGGAGGUGGUGCAAAAGAAUGAAGCGGUUUUUGCGAAAGAAGCUGCUCUUCCUAUUGCCAAGAGCAUCCAGGGACUAAGGGCCGUUUUCGACGAAACGUAUCCGGAUCCAGUUAGAAUCGUGUCAAUCGGUGUUCCUGUGGAAACCUUGGUCGAGGAUCCCGCGGGUCCAGCUGGGGCAAACACGUCGAUCGAGUUUUGCGGUGGAACACAUCUUCUACGAGCUGGACACAUUGGCGCAUUUGUGAUUGCCAGUGAGGAAGCGAUUGCUAAAGGAAUCCGUCGUGUCAUUGGACUGACUGGUCCUGCUGCAGUCCGAGCCUUGAAAGACGCUGAACGCGUUCAAAAGGAAGUCGAUGCCCUGGCGAAAUCCGUGUCGUCGUCAUCGGAAAAUCUGGACCCGGACGCGUUGACGAAAUCCAUCAACGCUCUGAACGAGGAAAUCUCUCAGAAAACGUUGCCCUAUUGGCGCAAAGACGCUAUGCGAAACCAGCUGCAAUCCCUCAAGAAGAUAUUGAUCGACGUGGACAAAGCCCGAAAGAACCAGAUUGCCAAUGAUAUGGUCGAAGAGACGAAGGCGUAUUUUGCUGCGAAUUCGGGAAAACCUUUUUGGGUCCACGGGUUUGCGUCUGGUUCUGCGAAGGCGUUGGAUGGGGUAUUGAAGCAAGUGAAGGCGUUGUCACCUGACACUGCUGCAAUGGUUUUCAGCGCUGAUGACUUGGCUGACAAGAUUCUCUGUCUGGCGAUUGUACCAGGGGAUACUGUCGAAAAGGGCUUGAAGGCGAACGAAUGGAUCAACCAGGUCACUCCAGUCAUUAACGGCAAAGGAGGUGGAAAGAGUGAGUCUGCCCAGGCUACAGGAAAGAACGUUAAUUGUCCACAGGUCAAGGUGUCUGCAUGUGGGGGUCUCACUUUAGCCAAAACUUUUCCCGAACUUCCGCUUGCUUACCUAGUUGGUCCAGUGAGACGGGUCCGAUGUCCUUUCUUGCAAUCCAAGCUCGACGAAGCUCUAACAAUCGCCACUUCGUAUGCCAGCAAAUUCCUGGGUUCCGGCGAUGCAGGUUUGCGGAUUUUUGCCCAAUCGCCUCUGCCUUGGGAACUCGAUACUCUCAACUCUGUAGCGAUUCUUUCCAAUCUUCCUUUCAAACUCGAAACCGGGUCUAAACCCGGGGUCAGUGUGGAGACACUCACGGGGCAAUCGGUGCACGGAUUCCUCGCGAGCUGUUUUCUGCUUGCUUCCGAGGAUUUGUUGUGUCGUGGAAACGGUGCCGGUGUGCUUCAAUGGUGCUUCUUUGGUGUCGGCGAUUUGAGGGAUUGUUUGACGGACUCUGUUUCUGUGGCACGGGUCUUGAAAUGUCUUGACGUAGCUUUGGGUUGUUCGGAAUUUCUCGCUGGGGACUGCUUGUCGCUUGGGGAUCUCGUCUGUUUCUUCGUCUUGGAACACGGCUCC